Aureococcus anophagefferens is the source of this 387-nucleotide messenger RNA. RefSeq lists its product as hypothetical. Gene Ontology annotation, cellular component: endoplasmic reticulum membrane. The transcript has a single exon. The annotation marks the transcript as partial. Gene Ontology annotation, molecular function: protein binding. Gene Ontology annotation, biological process: ERAD pathway. NCBI's taxonomy places the organism in Eukaryota, Pelagophyceae, Pelagomonadales, Pelagomonadaceae. The record is from RefSeq and is a predicted model, not a curated record.
GCCGCGAAGAUUUACCGGCGCGCCGUGGAGCUCGGAAACGUGGACGCGAUGAGAUACCUUGCGGGAUUGCACAACACUGGAAGUGGCGUCAAGCUGGACAAGAAGAAGGCGGAGCGGCUGUAUCGCAUGGCCGCAGAUCGAGGCGACACGAUCGCGCAAACAAAGUUAGGGUUUUUACUUUACUCUGAGAAGAAACUUGAAGAAGCGUUCCGGUACUACACCCUCGCGGCGGAUCAAGGCUUUUCUAUGGCGGAGACUUCCCUUGGCUGUUGUUACGGGCGCGGAGAAGGCACGGAAGUCGACCUCGGCAAAGCCAGGUACUGGUUCGAGCGCGCCGCUGCCAAGGGCGACGAGGAUGCUAUAGCGUGUCUCGCGGACCUCGACGAC